UCAGAGAGGAGUGAGCGCUCUUAAUUUUCACCUCGUCUCGGACCUCGGACCAUCCCAUCUGUGUGUGUCUCAUUCAGUCAGUCAGUGACCCGCCUCUCCGGAGGUUACCAUGACAACGGAGAAACGAUCCCGGCGCAUUCCCUGUUGUCUCGCCGGCGGUUUCCAGGCAACAGCUACACAAAACCAGGAAAACAUCCGGAAAAGACCCUCGAGCCUCCUCCUUGGUCGCGCGAACGUGGAAUAACUGCAGGACUUGUUUACUCAUCAGGAUUCCGGGACGAUAUAUAUUUGCAAGAAAAAACAACACAAAACAAAACAUGACGACUUAUUCCCUUCCUGUCUUGGAUAACAGCGACCCCCGUCUAAAACUGAAGGUGGAAAACAGAAUAAGAAACGUUUUUGUAACACAACCGGAAGACAGCAGACACAGAAAGGAGGAAAAUGUCAACUACAUACCUGUUGUGACCGAGACUUCAAGCAGACUCCUUGAGGCAGGAGUGAACACUUUGCAAAAGACCCUGGUUCUGAAGAAACAGGCUGAGUUGGAGGAGGUGAAUCAGCAACUUGCACUCAAACGGCAAGAGUUUAAGAACCGUGUGGAGGCUCUGGCUCAGAGGAGGUCUGAACUGGAAAUAAAACUACAGCAGACUAAAGAGAGGGCAGUAAAGUUUGAAAAGUUUGUGGCUGAAAAUGAAGUGAAGCGGAGCCAAGCACUGAAGAAGUAUGAGGCUGCACGGGACCUGAACGCUUCAAAACAGAGAGAGAUAGAAGACCUGACAGAACAGUUGAAACAACUUAAAGUCAGACAGCAAGUUUUAAAGGACAGAAUGGCAAAGUACAAAAUUUAUGAGGACUACUUGAUGAAAACACUUGAUUAUUUCCCCAACACUCAUCUUGAUAAUGGGUCUGAAUCUCUGGUUAUGCCCAUUAUUCGGCGCCACGAAACCCUGUCCAUCACCCAUCGGGAGCUUCUGCAGCGUCUGGGCCGUCUGGAGGAGGAGGUGGAGCAGGGCCAGCGGCAGCUGCAGAUCAUGAAGCAGGACCACAGUGUUAAAAAAAUGAUGGACAAUAAGGAACUGUCUGAACUCCAGGGUGAGUUAGAAACCCUGAAAGAGAAGAACAAGCAGGCGGAGGUUAACCUGCUGAUGGAGCAAGGCCUGUCCAGAGAGAAGGUUGAAGAAGUGGGUUCCUUGCUAAUGGCCAUACACAACCUUGCAGAGCAGUGUUAUCUAUCAGCAUAUGGACCUCUGGAAAACAUGGAUGUACUGACAAAGAUGGACAUGGUGAAGGAGUACAUCCUGGACAAGGCGGACACAGAGAGGAGAGCGAGGAGACUGAUGGACUCGGGGUCUGCAAUGACGAGCAGAACAGCUCUGACAGACAAAAGAGAGAGAGGGUCAAUGAAAAGUAUCGGCAGUAAAACACUCAUCAAAAGUUCCAGUAAAGUCAGUAGAAAGAGUGGGACAAUGAGCUGAUGUAGAACUUUUACAACAAAUCAUGCUCUUACUGCUCACAGUAAUCUAAUUAUAAAGAUUUUGUGGAGUGUAAAGGUUCAUUUUUGACCUUGGAAGCAAUUUUAAAAAAAGAAAGCACAGCAUCAAAACUAAGUAAAUGGCAUCUAAUGAUAAAGAAUGUAAGAUGCAUUUGAAAAA
Plectropomus leopardus (leopard coralgrouper) is the source of this 1652-nucleotide messenger RNA. RefSeq names its product coiled-coil domain containing 197 (gene ccdc197). NCBI's taxonomy places the organism in Eukaryota, Metazoa, Chordata, Actinopteri, Perciformes, Serranidae. The record is from RefSeq and is a predicted model, not a curated record.